AUGAUUCAUGGUCCUUGUGGUGAUCUGGAUAGAACUUGUCCUUGUAUAAAAGAUGGUCGUUGUAAAUAUCACUAUCCUAAGACCUUUUGUGCCCAAACGACUCAUGCUGAAGAUAGUUAUCCGCAAUAUAGAAGAAGAGAUGAUGGUACAAAAAUAAAGGUCCGAAGGCAUACUCUUGAUAACAGAUGGGUUGUCUGUUAUAGUCCCUAUCUGUUAGCUACAUUUGACUGUCACAUUAAUGUAGAAAUUUGCUCGACUGUUAAAUUGGUGAAGUACAUAUAUAAGUAUGUUUUCAAAGGACAUGAUUCAGUCAGUUUUAGGAUUGUUUCGUACCAUGCUCCUGAUGACACUGAUGAGAUAAGAGAAUUUCAGCAAGGUAGAUGGAUUUCGCCCCCUGAGGCAUUUUGGCGUAUCUUUGAAUUUCGCUUGAGCGAAAUAAGUCCAGUAGUCUAUACUCUUCAGAUCCAUCUCCUGGACCAGCAGUUUGUUUCGUUUGACAAAAAUUCAGACCUGUUGCAAUUAUUGAGCAAAGUUGAUUUUUCAAAGACCAUGUUAACUGAAUUUUUUGAUAUGAACAAAACAAAUGUGGUUGCACAUAACCUUAAAUGUCUUUACAGGGAAUUCCCUCAAUACUUCGUUUGGUCUCCUAAAUAUAAGAAAUGGACUGAAAGGAAGUGUCGAAAAGUGAUAGGUAGAAUGGUCACUCUUAGUCCAGCGGAUGGAGAAAGAUACUACGUUAGACUACUUCUGAAUCAUGUUCAUGGCCCGACUUCCUUUGAUCAUAUUUUGACGGUUGCUAAUCAAAAACUGAAUUCUUUUAGAGAAGCUGCUUUAGCAUUAGGACUCUUGCAAUCCGAUACUUACAUAGAGGAUACGUUUCAAGAAGCUAUGACCUUUCAGAUGCCGUCUUCCUUAAGAUUACUAUUUGCUACUUUGCUUGUCCAUUGUUCUCCUGUAAAUCCUCGGCUGCUCUAG
Molecule: messenger RNA, 975 nt
Organism: Coffea arabica (coffee)
Lineage: Eukaryota; Viridiplantae; Streptophyta; Magnoliopsida; Gentianales; Rubiaceae
Source: RefSeq, a predicted model, not a curated record